UUCUCUGUGGGCACGUAGUCCAAAGAACAAUGAAACGCGCUCCGAUAAAGGAGGGUGGGAGAGAGAUGAGGAAGAUGGAGAAGAAUCAACACACAAAUCCAAAAACAUAACCUUCCUCCUCCUCCUCCUCCUCCUCCUCUCCCUCCUGAACAUCCUGCCGUUUCUGUCAUUUUCCUCUCUGUUUCUUUCCUGGAAACAGAGAGAAAAAAAAAUCAUCUUUUUUUCCUCUGUUUUCGCCGGAAAGAUAGAUCUUUGUGAAUAGGUCACGUGGCUCAUCGUUGUACUUGUUUCCCGCAAUUCAAUCGAAGAAUGAUUCAAAGGUUCUUGCUUUCGUCGUUGUAUCUUUAGCAUCUGAGGCUGUUACAACAAGACACCAUGGAUUCUGAGUUGAAGUUUUCUUCGAGAGACGUUGUGAAACGCUGUGACUACUCCCUCGAGGCAUCAUCUUCUUCUUCUUCUUCAGAGCCUUUGAGCAGAACGGUGAAAAGAAAGCUCAACGACUUCUUGCUACGCGGCUCUUCUUCUGAUUCAUCAUCAAACGCAAAGUCACUAGUCGAAAACGAAUGCGCUGCUCUCCUCGAGGAUCUUUCUUCCCAAAGGCAGACAGUGAAAGAUCUCCACUUGGAGCUCGAAGAAGAGAGGAAAGCCGCUGCGUCAGCAGCCAACGAGACGAUGUCGAUGAUACUUAGGCUCCAGAGAGAAAAGGCUGAGAUACAGAUGGAAGCUCGGCAGUUCAAAGCCUUUGCCGAGGAGAAGAUGACGCAUGACCAAGAAAAGCUUUUGGUUCUGGAGGAGCUCUUGUACGAGAAAGAGCUAGCUAUUGAGACUUUGACUUAUGAGGUUGAAGCUUACAAGGAUAAGCUGUUGAGCUAUGGGCUAACAGAAGGAGAGAUUCAUGAUGAGAUACUUGGCUUUGGGAGAGACUCUAGCACGGUCGGUGUUGAUGUUUACCCUUGUGAGUAUAGUGUGGUGGAUGAUCAGUCUCCGAGAUGGCCUUACUAUGAUCCAAACUCGCCUUUGGGAACUGCGAAGGAGAUAAAGGGGACAGAGUUUUGUGCAGACUCUCCUAUGUCUAGUGGCGGUGACAGAGUUUAUACUAUUGACUCGAUUCAUGUGGGAGUUUCUGAAGUUAAGAUUGUGGACGAGCCUAGUAGGUUGAGUAAGGGGAAGCUGAAUGGUGAUCAUUGGGAUUCUCCGAGGAACCAUGAAGAACCGGUGAUGAUGAUGAUGAGUCAGCAAGGAGGUAACGAGCCGGGUAUUGAGAAGCUUUACACAAGGCUUCAAGCGCUUGAGGCUGAUAGGGAAUCACUGAGGCAGAUCAUUGUGUCGAUGCGGACAGAUAAAGCUCAGUUGGUGUUGUUGAAGGAAUACGCACAGCGUUUAUCAAAGGAAACUGUCACGACAGAAAGGCGAAACCUGGUUAGCAAAAUGCCAUCUUUCAAAGGAGUCUCUGUAGUAACGGCCUUCAAGUGGAUGGUGUCUUUUGUUUCUUGGAGAAGGAAAGCCAAGCGAAACAAGUAUGUGUAUGAUAUGUCAGCAAACAAUAUGGGGAUGCUUAUGAUUCUAGGGGAGGGGUCUCGAAGUAGGAGAUGGAGUUGUUUAACAAGUUCACAUGUCUAGAUUAUCCAUUCUUUUUUCUCUCUUGUGCAAUAGUUAGUGCAAACUAUUGAAUGUAUAUUUCUCUUUAUUGCAAGACAUGUAUGGAUGGUCCAGAUUCUGGCUGAAUAUAUCAAAUCAAAU
Messenger RNA from Brassica oleracea var. oleracea, 1740 nucleotides. Its product is annotated as myosin-binding protein 3. Bases 376 to 1620 code for a protein of 414 amino acids. Lineage: Eukaryota; Viridiplantae; Streptophyta; Magnoliopsida; Brassicales; Brassicaceae. The record is from RefSeq and is a predicted model, not a curated record. The transcript has 4 exons.